AUGACUUCUAACCACGCGCGCCGACUCCCCAACACACGCUGCAUCGUUACCUCCCAUCUUGAGUCCCGCUCUGCCACCAUCGCCAUCGAUGAGCAAAAAGAGCCCGUUGCAUACGAGGAUGGGACAUAUUUAAACCCCCUAUGGACUUCCGAUGAGAUCCCCGCAAUUAUCGAUCAAGAUCCGAACGAGGUCCGACUGGCCACAACAGCUGCGACUAACAAAGACUCCAUCUUCACAAUAUACGAUCUACCGCCAAAGUAUGAGGGCCCAAUGCAUCGGUCUAUCACCCUUGACUAUGUCACAGUCGCCAUGGGGAUUGUGACACUAAGCAUGGAUGACGGGACGAUGGUCACACUCAAUGCUGGCGACACGGUUGUGCAGAGGGGCACUAUGCAUAAGUGGGGAAAUCCCUCAAGUGAGUGGGCGAGAUUGACUUCGGUGAUGAUUCAAGCGAAGCCGGCGGUUGUUGGGGGGAAGAAACUCGAGGCAGCAUGGCCAUUCUGAUAGCUGAGGGCUGUUUUGAAUGAGAAAGAGAUAAGAUACUGUUUACGAUUCGUUGUCAUAACGCAGGAUUUGCGACUACUGAAAUUGCACCGUUUGUCGUCUUUCUGGGGCCUUAUGGAGGAACUGUGCAGCUCCGGGUGACGCUGCUACGGCAAAGCGCAUGUCUACUAAUCGGUGUACUAUUUGAGUUUACU
Aspergillus costaricaensis CBS 115574 is the source of this 698-nucleotide messenger RNA. RefSeq names its product cupin domain-containing protein. The transcript has a single exon. Bases 1 to 504 code for a protein of 167 amino acids. The record is from RefSeq and is a predicted model, not a curated record. Lineage: Eukaryota; Fungi; Ascomycota; Eurotiomycetes; Eurotiales; Aspergillaceae.